AUGAGAUGUGAAGACCAAUGGCAAGUCAAUCAUGUGGUACCGUUCGUCCUGUCGCGUAAACUUCUGAAGCUACUCGAGAAGAAUAAACCAUCGCGUAUCAUAUUCGUGAGCAGCAUCUGUUAUGACUGGCAUCCGCUAGUAUGGGACGAUAUGGAGAGUCGAAAGGACUAUGAGAAGUAUGUGCAGUAUUCACGUACCAAACUUAUGCAUCAUAUGACGGCAUUUAAACUGGCUCGUCUUGUCGAAGGAACUGGUGUGACGUGCAAUGUUCUCGAGCCUGGUGUCAUUGAGACGAAACUUUUACGGUGA
This is a messenger RNA of Anisakis simplex (herring worm), 309 nucleotides long. NCBI's taxonomy places the organism in Eukaryota, Metazoa, Nematoda, Chromadorea, Rhabditida, Anisakidae. The record is from the annotation of a GenBank genome assembly.